Molecule: messenger RNA, 2766 nt
Organism: Adineta ricciae
Lineage: Eukaryota; Metazoa; Rotifera; Eurotatoria; Adinetida; Adinetidae
Source: the annotation of a GenBank genome assembly
AUGGAACUCUUUGUACGUAUUAGCCUUUUUCUUUUUCUAUGUCUAUUUCUACCAAAUAAGUAUCGGACACAGUUCGAAUGGAUUACUUAUGAUAAAAUCGAUGAAAUUAUGGAUCGAAUUAAUUCUGUGAACAGUGUCAAUUGCUUUCAAAAACAACCUAGUGAACUCGUUCUACCCGAAGAAGCCGUUUAUCAAAAACCGUCCAUUGAUAUGUUAAGAAAAGACAUUAUUAUGAGAAAUCGGACACAAUUAUUACACGUUCGUAAUAUAGCUCAUCGAAAUGCCCUUCUCUAUAGUUACUUAUUUCAACGAUUAUUUGAUCUUGAAGAACCGGGUCUUACAUACAUACUUUUACACAAUGCUGCUGAUAUAACUGGUGGUCGCGGUAUGAUCAAUGGUUCAGGAAUCUUUUUCGAUCAAGAUAAAUACUAUCCUCAUUGGUAUAAGAACUAUUUCAAUAAGACCAUUUCAUUAUUCGGACCCUAUGCUUGGCGAGCUGAUGAUUUCUAUGAUGCAUUCAAUUGGAAACACGAAUGGACUAAUCAUACGAUUCAACAAGAAGAUAUCGGUGCCGGACGUGAUCAUCAUUAUACCUCACGAUACAAUCGUGCUAAUGAAUGGUAUAGAAAAUGGCUACCAGAUCAAACACGAAAUAAUCGAAUGCCAAAUGACCGCUCUAAUAGAUUUAUAAUACCUCCACCUUAUCUGCCGACGAACAAUGAUACCGAUUUGGAUGAUAAUGAAUGGAAAAUGGUGAAUGAGAAAACUAAUGAAACUAAUGAUGAUGACGCAACUUUAAAACGUAAGCCUCUGCAUACAGUUCAAUUACUGUUAGCAGACAGAAUGUAUAGACUACGUGAUAUACCAGAGAUUUUUGAAUUUUAUGGACCACCGCAUCCAGAAGAUCCGAUCGGUCCAACUCUUUGGACACGUCCAUAUUUUGACUGUGGCCGUUCGAAUAAAUGGGUAUUUAGUGCUGUUUCGCCGAUUGUUGAUAUCUAUCCACGACAUACUGAACAUCAACAUUUUCAAACGAUGAAAAACUUAGCGGUUGCAGUAGCCGAAAUCGAUUUCAUUAUGAUGGAUAUUAACCAAUGUGCUGAAAUCGAUCCAAUUAAUGAUACCCAAUCAAAACUAGCAAAUCUAUUUGCUGGAACAGAUAAAUGUAAGCCGACGACACGUUGUGAACCAUUGAUGGGUUUUGGAUUUCGUCGUGGUGGUUACCAGUGCUUAUGUCAACCCGGCUAUCGGUAUCCUCCUUAUCAAGAUGGACCAUUCAAAGGCUAUAUCAUUGAAAAAGCCACACGAGAAGAAUAUGAACAUAACUUUGACUGUCUCAAAGUUGAAGCAUACCAAGACACUCCGUACGCUUUGUAUCAAUCAAAUAUGGAAGUUGUAGCUACACGCAAACGUCGAUCAAAUGAUGACAGAUUUGGUGUAUUGAAUAAGUCACUCUUUGUUGAAUUAGAUUCCACUCCUAACAUUCUAUCAUUGACUAAUUUCGUUCCAUCAUUCAAUCCUUUCGUCUCAUUGAAAUCUUCAAUAUCAUCCUUUUUGAAAGCAUCCCUUAAUUAUGUUGUUUCCAUGUCGAAACCAUCCGAAGAUCAGCAAAGUCAGAUAAGUCGUUCCAGACGUUAUGCUCAUGAACAUCCAACACGUAUUGGAUCUAUAAUGCAAACUUACGAACAUCUUAAUCAAUAUCCAAAUCUAUGCGAAUAUAUGACCGAAGACGAAUUAACAAUGCCAGGUGAUGUUUUAAAUGAUGUUGAUGUUCAAUUUGAAUCUCAAGCGCGAGUAGCAUUAACAUUAUCACAUUUCCUCUCGAGUUUCUAUCAAAUUGUAAAUCCUGCUGAAGAUUUUCCUCUACGGCAAGCAGAAUUGGAUUUAACAGAUGAACAACUAAUUGGUGAAGUACUAUCCGCAGCUGGUAGUGACUAUAAACUUGUCGGUAUUGGCAUAUUCUUUGAUCGUGGAAAAUUUUCUAAUUACCGUCUGCCUUAUUUUGGACCAUAUGCUUUUCGAACAGAAGAUGGUAUUAGUCGGAAGUACUCUGUUGUUGAUUGGGCAGGUUUACCGGAUGGAUAUGAAAAUGAAAUUUGGUUUCGAACAUUGAAAGCUCGAUGGGGAACCAAUGCCGAUCGUGCUGAAUUAACAGAAUUUUGGUUGAAGCUAUUUCUUCGAUCGGAUUAUGCUGGAAAUGCUUUAGUUCAUCAUGAAUCAGGUUUUCCACUAUAUUCCUAUGCGCCAGAAUUGAGACAUGGUCAAUGGUUUCCGCCGAGAUUUCAAUGCAGUCGAAAUUAUACUCUACCACGUGAAUGGGUUGUUACUUAUGCAGUGCCUUUCUUUGGUUUAGACGCACUGGGAAUCAAUAUUGAAUUCAAAGGUGUAGUACGAGUCGAUGUUUACGUGAAAUUUUUGGACAUUAAUCAAUGUUCUAUGCCUCAUCAUGUACCAAAUGCGUUUAAAGGCAGCGAUCGUUGUGAUCACCAGAGCACAGUGUGUGAACCGAUAUUGGGUCGAGGUUUUCACCUAGGAAAAUAUAAAUGUCGUUGUCGUCCUGGCUAUGAAUAUCCAUUCAUUGAUCAGAAUGAUUUCUUUACUGGCGAUGUCUUGGAUAGCCAAUGGCAAUUAUUAAUGAAUGAUAAUUCUCAGACAUCACGAUUUCAUCAACUGAAAUGUCGUAUUGCUCUUGCGAGUUCAAUCAAACCAAUUAAUUAUCUUGUUUUUGUCUUAAUUCUCUCAUUUGUAAUGGCAUGCAAUCGAUGA